Molecule: messenger RNA, 1463 nt
Organism: Vicia villosa (hairy vetch)
Lineage: Eukaryota; Viridiplantae; Streptophyta; Magnoliopsida; Fabales; Fabaceae
Product: F-box/kelch-repeat protein At3g23880-like
Exons: 1
Coding region: 1-1152 (383 amino acids)
Molecular function (GO): protein binding
Source: RefSeq, a predicted model, not a curated record
AUGCAACUAGUUGAGAAGAAAACUUGCAAACAACAUUGUCAAAAGAAGAUAAUGUUUCUGCCUCACGAAUUGAUCAUCCAAAUCUUGCUAUGGUUACCAGUUAAGUCUCUCAUACGCUUCAAGUGUGUUUGUAAGUCAUGGUUUUCUCUUAUCUCUCAUGAUCCCCACUUUACAAAUUCACAUUUUCAACUCACUGCCACCACAACACCCAAUCAUAAAAUUCUGUUCAUUUCAACUUUCCCCUUUGAAACACUUUCUAUCAAUUUUGAACCAUUGCUUGACGAUUACAAUGCUUCUGUUUCACUCAACCUAGAAUGUAUCUUUCCAGAGUAUCCUACACAUUUUGAAAUUAAAGGGUCAUGUAGAGGUUUCAUACUUUUCUGCUGUUCCUCGAAGAUUUAUAUAUGGAAUCCAUCAACUGGAGUUCACAGACAAAUUCCUAUAUCUCCUUUUGGUGGUUCCAAGUUAGAUGUUGAUUAUUUCUAUGGUUUUGGUUAUGAUCAUUCAGCUGAGGAUUACUUGGUUGUUUUAAUGUCUCAUCAUGAUUCCGAUAAUCCGCCAUUACACUUGGAGUACUUCUCAUUGAGAGGUAAUACAUGGAAUGAAGUUGAGGGUCCUCAUUACCGUUACACCGAUAGGAAUAUCCACACGGGAGAGCCCAGAGGGGGGUUGCUCUAUAAUGGGGCUAUUCAUUGGUUGGCUUAUCGUGAUGAUUUACAAACGGAGGUUAUUGUUGCAUUUGAUUUAAUGGAAAAGAAACUUUCGUACAUGCUUUUGCCGUGUAGUCCUAUGCAUUGUAGUUUAUGGGUAUAUGGAGAAUUUCUCAGCGUAUAUACUACUGAUUAUAGUAAUGAUACGGUUGUUAUAUUUGUGAUGAAUGAAUACAAAGUGAAUUCGUCUUGGACUAUGACUCUUGCUCUUCCUGUUGAUGUCAUCCCGGUUGAGGACUUUUCUCCUUUGUGCUGUACAAAAAUUGGUGAUAUUGUUGGGACAGAUGAUGGCGAUGAUGGUAGUGGAUUGGUCAAGUAUGAUAAAAAUGGACAGUUUCUAGAGCAUCAUUCUUAUACUAAUGACGAUUUUAGAUGCCAAGUGACUAUGUAUGUAGAGUCUCUCCUUUCGCUCCCUAGUGAUGGUGACAACCACCAAGCUUAAGAUGAUGACGCAAACAAGAAGUGUUCUCCUUCACUAUUUUCUUGAUAUUUAUAUUGAGCUAGAGCAUUGCUCCUACGGUAACAAUGCAGGUAAAUCCCAAGUGGCUAUGCAUGUAGAGUAGAGUCUUUGCAUUCAUGGUGAAGUAAGAAGGCUUAAGAAGAUGAUGCAAAGAAGAAGAAUGAGAUUCUGAAUCAUAUGUUUGAAUGCAUUUGUAGGUACUAUGUCUAUGUGUUUUGCUUGAAUGCAUUUGUAAUAUGUCAUGAAAUGUUUAUUGAUUAUAUUGAUAACUUUGUUUGUGUGACUCUCUUUUA